AUGAAUUGUUUCUCCUCUUGGAUUCAAUCUCAGGGGCUUGUCGAUUUACCGCUUCUGGGAGCCAAGUACACUUGGUCGAAUGGUCGUAGAUCCCCCAUCCAAUAUAGGCUGGACAGGUUCCUCGUCUCCCCGGAUUGGCUGGAGGCCUUUCCCUCUAUCCUUCAAACGACGCUGCCUCGAACUACAUCGGACCAUUGCCCUCUGCUGCUCAUUAUGGUGAAGGAUAAUUGGGGCCCAAAACUCUUCCGCAUCAAUUCUUCAUGGUUCUGUAAAGAAGGUUUCAAGGAGAAGAUAUCAGCCUGGUGGUCCUCUUUUCAGGUCGAAGGUUUCGCGGGACACAAGCUGAUAUGUAAAUUAAGAUUACUCAAGUUGAAGAUCAAGGAAUGGUUCUACGAGGAAUCUCGUAUGAAAGAAGCCGAAACGGAAGCCCUCCAUUCAGAGCUACAGCAAAUUGAUAAUAGUCUGAACGACACUCACAUCCCCAAUGAAGUUUUGAGUAGGCGUAUCCAAAUUAUUCAAGCUCUGUCGAUCGCUGCUCUUCAAGAAGAGGCUUCCUGGAAAAUCAAAUCCAAGGCUAGAUGGAUUGCUGAGGGAGACAAAAAUACAAAAUACUUCCAUAGCAUAGCCAGUAUGCGUGCUCGAUCUAAAGCUAUUGUCAGUAUUUGCGACAAUGGUGUUUGGAUCGAUGAUAAACAGGCCAUCGCCGACCUCGCAAUCAACCACUUCGAACGUCUGCUUAGUGCUAAAUCUUGGGACAGACCGUGCCUGGACAACAUCCAAUUCAGCAGCCUAUAG
Molecule: messenger RNA, 795 nt
Organism: Magnolia sinica
Lineage: Eukaryota; Viridiplantae; Streptophyta; Magnoliopsida; Magnoliales; Magnoliaceae
Exons: 1
Coding region: 1-795 (264 amino acids)
Source: RefSeq, a predicted model, not a curated record